CGGUGGGCUUCCAGUCCUUUCAAAUUUUAGCUAUUGUAGGGGUACACCACCGCUUUCUUUUCGUUUUUAAACAUCUUUCACGACAUUUAAUACACUUAAAAUGAGCGAUUAUUCUACUCCUUCCUAUGGUCUUGGUGGUGACUCCGGCAACAAGAAGCAAGAAGUAAUGGACCAAGUUCGUUCUGAACUUGCUUUAGCCAAUGCUCAAGAACUUAUCAAUAAAAUUAAUGAAAAAUGCUACUUAAAGUGUGUUCCUAAGCCUGGCGCUCGUCUUGAAUCUGGAGAACAAGCUUGUCUCUCUAAAUGUAUGGAUCGUUAUAUGGAAGCUUGGAACGUUGUUUCUCGUGCCUAUGUUGCUAGACUUCAACGUGAAUCUCAAGGUGGUAGUGGACUUUAAUCACAAGGGAAAACAAUUCUGUCCAAAUUGAUAAAGAGUAAUAUGAAAAAGAGCUUACGUUUUUCAGUUCCAUUAAGGCAAAACAAUCCAAUUUUAGACAUACUGAUAAUCGUAUAGCCAUGUUCUUAAAUCUAAUCUAUUAUAUCACACCCUAUCGACUUUUCCAUUUCUCUUUUCACUCCUAUACAUCACCAUAUACGAAAAGGAGAUGUGUCGCUCUUAUUGUAAAAGUAAAUAAAAAGAAUUUAUGUACAGUUUUGGCAGGUGUAUAUACCUUAA
This is a messenger RNA of Mycotypha africana, 676 nucleotides long. RefSeq names its product Tim10/DDP family zinc finger-domain-containing protein. The coding region runs from base 101 to 397 and encodes 98 amino acids. The record is from RefSeq and is a predicted model, not a curated record. Lineage: Eukaryota; Fungi; Mucoromycota; Mucoromycetes; Mucorales; Mycotyphaceae. The transcript has 4 exons.